Molecule: messenger RNA, 4729 nt
Organism: Magallana angulata
Lineage: Eukaryota; Metazoa; Mollusca; Bivalvia; Ostreida; Ostreidae
Product: FYVE, RhoGEF and PH domain-containing protein 4-like
Exons: 21
Coding region: 625-4002 (1125 amino acids)
Biological process (GO): cytoskeleton organization; filopodium assembly
Cellular component (GO): cytoplasm
Molecular function (GO): metal ion binding; guanyl-nucleotide exchange factor activity
Source: RefSeq, a predicted model, not a curated record
ACCUCUCUGUAUCUGGUGUUGACGCAUCGCAUCUUGCUCAAUCGUUCGUCCAUAAUCAAAUUAUUGCCUCAGUUUCAUUCAUAACUUCGUGUAAAAAAAAUGAAAAAUAGUACACAUUUAAAACACGUGUAAAAACAAGAGGUCUAAUCAGGGACAGGCGCGAGGGAUUGUAACAGAAGAUUCUACCUGUCUGCCAGUGAUUAUAUACCGAGCCGUGAAUGUAUGUUUGAAAUUACAGAAAAUAUAUUUUAAGGAGGGAUUUGACAACUGAAAUUCAUUACACUGACAUUUUCGAGGAAAGCUUGAACGUGAAAUAUUCUUGAGGAACAAACAUAUUGGAAGAUGGAGUUUUAUUUCGCGGGUUUCUUGAUUUAUAACUGCUAUUAAUUAACAAAAAAUUAAUUCCAAAUUAUCGAGGGUAGAAACUGGGAGAGAUAGAAUAUCGCUGCUUGUGUUUCAAAUGCACAGUUAUACAUCCUCGCCAACAUGUGUCUGUUUGGAAAAUCAAGGAACCACACAUUUAAAGGCAGGCUAGCAAUGCUUUUGCAAACAAGGAAAAAUGCGAAUGACACUUGAAAUCUAGAAUUCAAACUACGGAUUAUAUAAAUAGAUAAGUAUUAAAACAUGGGACAGGAAAUUUCAAUGGACGAUUAUGAAAGUGACAGUUCGCUUCAGAGCAUACUUCAAUACCAGGUACAGGGAGACGUGGUGAAGAUCCAGAUAGAGCAUCUCGCGGAGAAGUGGGUCCUACGAGCUUGUGUGGCAGAGAGGCGAGCGGCACCCUACGGACGUCUGAGGUCGGAGUGUGGAGAACCGUUGAUUCAAAAGCGGGAAGAGAAGCAUGUCAUCAACAAUCUAAAAUAUCGUGAUGGUUUUCCCGUUCCAUCCACAACUGAUGAUUUGAACACCUUUGAUCAGGAAGUCUUUGAGAGCUGCACAAAGACAGUCGAAGUUCCCUUGAAACCCAAAAACCAUCGAAUCGUAUCCCUACCCAAUCUGAGCCACAUCAGGUCAAGGUUGUCCAGCAUCCAGCUGACCUCAAAACUUCAUCUUCAAGCACCUUCUAAACCAAAGUUCCUUGACAAAUUCUUCACCAAUGUGGGCCUUAGCAAGAAGCUUCAAGGUCGAACCAGAAAUGGUCUGGUAAUUCAGACAAUCACCACAGGAACGGGGGACAUAGAAAACCCAGAGGAGGAUCUAACGAUUGCAAGGGAGUGUGACUUACUCGGAACAGUCAGUGAACCUCCGACAGAAGCGAGCUCUCCUUGCGAGGAAGUUCCGGAGAAAACCACGCAAUCAACACCAAAUUCGCCCAAACUUUCGGGCAUUGUUCGUAGGCGGCUUUUAGAAUACCAGCAAAUAGGGACCGGAAAUAGGGGGCCAAGAUUACGAUCUGCAUCGACGCCUUCAUCGCCAUCAUUCAAAAGGAAAGGAUUUGUACACUUAAACCAUCAAACAUCCAGUAACUCAAACGGUGAAAGCUCUCUAACUGUUCUGUGUUCAGGGUUGUCAAGAAAUGAACAGUUUCGCCAAACGGUCAUGUCUAAAGGUUUUGUGAAAGCCCUUGUGGACCAAUACGAUGGUCAAUCUCAUGAGAAGGAUGGCAAGGAAAAGACAAAGGAUGCACCCAAAACCGAAAAUCCAGAAUGCGAAACACCGGUAGAAAAAACUAUUCUGGAAAUUCCAAAUGUGAAGCCCUCAGAUGUUGUGAAAACUCAGCAUUCUCCAAGGCUAAGUAGAAAAGAUGUGGAGAAAUUUGUGAAAAGUUCCCCUUCUGUUCAGAAGAAACCAUCCCUUCUCAUUCAUUCUGAUCAUUCAAACUGUUCAUCAGGGACAAACAGUCCUGCGCUCUCUCCCACACCCAAAAAGCAUGUGUUCAACAGUAAUCGGUGUUCAAGCUCUUCACAUAAAAGCAGCUCGUCAGACAAUGACAUCGUAGUGACCUCUUCCCCUCGAAGUUCCCGCAAAAACAAGGAACUCGCUCCAAAGGAGCAGCAGGUGGUUGAUGCGUUCGAAAACGUUACGACUGAAGAGAAUGGAAGUAAGAGUGAUAUAAGCAAUAGCGUGAAGUCGCUGAGUUCUGGUUGUUAUAGUAACGGGGUGUCAUCUGUUGGUCAGGAGGAAGGGGAGACAACUGGGGAGGGAGUCAAGGUUAACCUUGACCCAGCAAAACUGUUUGACUCUAGUUGGUCGGAUUCCGAUGUGGGCAGCUUCAGUGACUUUGACAGUGACCUUGAAGAGGAGCAUCAAGAGAAGGUUAAGGAGGAUCCAAACUGUGUUGGGCAGUGUAAAUUAAAGAAGAUUGCGUCAGAGCUCUUACAGACCGAAACAGCUUAUACGAAAAGGCUACAGCUUCUGGACGAGACUUUCCAAAAGAAGUUACACGAGGAGAAUGACAGCCAGAAAUUUCUGCCGACGGACGUGAUACCACAGAUUUUCUCCAACAUUACCAGUAUCCACCAUUUCCACAAAGACUUCCUUCUGCCUCAGCUUACAAAACGCAUGGAAGUCUGGGAUGCCCAGCCUCGAAUAGGAGACUUGAUGAAAACAAACGCCCCUUUCCUGAAAUUGUAUACAGAAUAUGUACGCAACUUUGACCAUGCCAUGAACCUCAUUAAUACUUGGAUGGAAAAGUCGCCCAAGUUCUCCUGUCUUAUCAAAGAAAUCCAGAUCCUUCCAGAAUGUGGAAAGUUGACUCUUCAGCAUCACAUGUUGGAGCCCAUUCAGAGAAUUCCUAGAUACCAACUUCUACUUAAGGAUUACAUUAAACAUUUACCCGAAGGCUCGCCGGAUAUCCAAGAUGCUAAAGCUGCUUUAGAAAAAGUAGAAAUUGCAGCCAAACACUCAGAGGAGGCCAUGAGAAAAAUUGAAAAAUUUCACAAGCUUCUUGAGAUCAAAGAAAAAGUUGCCACCACCAUUGACCUAAUUAGCCCCACCCGAGAAUUGGUGAGGGAAGGGAAAAUCAAGAAGAUCUCAGCCCGGGGCGGAGAACGACUGGACAGAUAUCUCUUCUUGUUCAACGAUCUGCUUUUGAUCUGUGGAGAGGUACUGCUGGGUAAUUACAAACUGAAGGCGGAGUUGACCAUCGACGGUUUGGAGAUAGAGGACAAUAUUACUCAUGCUGACUGGAUACUCGAAGGGGAAAAUAUUGACAUUCCAAACACAUUUUACGUCAAAAGCCGACACAAAAUCAUCCAGUUCUUAGACGAAAAUCCUGGUGAAGAAAGUAGUUGGUGCGAGAGUAUCAAAAAUGUGAUCAAAGAUUAUAAAGUAAGAAAACCUUCAGUACGAGCAGGGGAGUUACCACCAUGCAAUGGAGGAGAGGUGUCGGAAAACGAUCUCGGCAAUGUGGCCCCACACUGGAUCAAGGACGAUGAGGUCUCGAUGUGUCAGCUGUGCAGCAAAUCAUUUACAGCGUUAAAACGGCGGCACCAUUGUCGUGCAUGUGGAAGGGUUGUAUGCGGAAAGUGUUCAUCAAAAAAGAGUAAUUUAGCGUAUGACAACAACAAGCCAAAUCGGGUCUGUGAUAAAUGUUUCGUCAUCCUGAAAAACGUGGAUGGAAAGGUGGUGGACCAGAAAGUUCCUAAAGGGGUCAAAUUGAUGAAUGCUAAUGACCCCUCUAUUCUCUCUGGGUACCUCCAGAAGAGCAUGGAUCGAGGCAAGACUUGGAACAAGAGAUGGUUUGUCAUUACCAAGGAGUUUGCCAUGUACGAAUUUAAGGCUCACCAUGAUAUCUAUGCCAUAGCAACCCUACCAUUACCUGGUUACCAAGUAAUAUUUCCUGUGGACAACAUCGAGAAUGUCUUUUGUUUGAGUCACCAGCAGAAACUUCCUCCCACUUAUCUACAGUCCGAGUGUACUGCAAGCAGAGACAGAUGGUUGAAUGUACUAAAAAAGAUGGUAAACUUGGAGCUUCCCGAGGAAUCGAACCGAAACUCCACUCAUUCCUCCGAGAGUUCCGGAAGCCAGAACGCAGAAGAUGGCUGUGACAAGACGUCCUAGUUGAAUUAGCUGCACAAUACAUGAAACUCAAACUAGAGAGCACAACUGAACUAACUUAUAACAUGGAAGUCAGUUUCCUCUAUGGUGAAAACAUCUCAUAAGCUGUAACAUAGUGGAUAAACUCUGAUUAUGUGAAAGUCGACUUUUUGUGCAUAUCAAAUGAAAGUUGGUGACCACUACUUUAUCUGAGAGUUAGCUCUAGUGAGCACAUCAACCUGAAUUUUAGUGGAUAACCACUAAAAUCUAGAAAGUCAGGUCUAGAUAAUGCAUCAACUGAGACCGAUGGUGGCCAUUUAUAACAGAAAAGUCAGCUUAAAAGAGUGUCACAACAGCAAUAUAUUGGAUAGCAAAUCGUAUCAUAAGAUCAUUGAAUCAUCAUUCAUUAUGAACUUUGAACAAGAAAAGUAUAUAUCUAUAUAUGCAAUAGAUUCAUUCUGGUUUGUUGUAAAUAAAAAGCAAUUUAUCCAUAACUGAUUAAUUAACAGACAAUCUAAUGUCAGAUGAGAAAUUUUGCACAUUUUGUAAUUUGCCAUAAUAUGUGAUGUUUCUUUUUUAUAUAUAUAUUUUUUUUUCAAUUUUCUGAUACAUGUAACAGGAACAACUUGGAUAUGGGGGGUGGGGGUAUAGAUGGAUAUUGUUUGCUAAUUGGUUAUCUCAAGGCUUGAAGAGAUAGAAAUGUGAUAUAAAGGAGUUUGAAAAUGUAUCCUUUAAAAGGAUGCAUUUAUAA